This is a messenger RNA of Lachancea fermentati, 2466 nucleotides long. NCBI's taxonomy places the organism in Eukaryota, Fungi, Ascomycota, Saccharomycetes, Saccharomycetales, Saccharomycetaceae. The record is from the annotation of a GenBank genome assembly.
AUGCAGAUACAUUUACUAGGUCCGCAGUGCGACAAUUUUACUCCGGCGCGCUGGAAGUUUGUGGAGGGAAUGGGAAUGGAUCAGAACCCUUCAGCUCAGGAAGUCACUUUCAGAGCUCUGUGUCGAUAUGUUUUUCUCAACACUAGUAAGGGACAAAUGGUUGCGUUCAGAGCGUUUGAUAAGUAUCUACAUCGCAAGUACCCAACGACAUUCAGUUGCAAGCUAAGCUUCCAGCAAUUACGCCAGGGUAUGGUUGCAAUAUCAAGAACGUACGUGAACAAGAAUGUGACCACGGACCUGUACGAAUCGAUGGUACAAGAGAUUAUGUUUGGCCAUGCACCAAGUGGAAUUUGCCCGGCGGAUUCAAACCUAAGUGGAACACCUAGAAAGCGCUGCAUCGUAGAAAGUGCUUGUCAACCUAAAUCUCGAAAAAUGGCAUUUUGCGAAGCUAAACAUGUCAGCUUUACAAUGUUUUGCAAAGCUAGACAAUAAGAAUGUGGGUUUUUGCAAACCUAACAUGUUUAGGUUUGCAAGAGAGCAUGUGACCUGUUAUACCCAAAUAGGAAAUGUAAUGACCGCCUAUUUAGGUAGUUUUGCUGGGGUUGCAUGCCGAGCCCUCAGGAUGUUAGAGGGAUGGUUUUGGAAGAUCGAAGUCUAACUGUUUCCGAGAACAAGGUAAAGAAUCGCCGGUCACCGCUGAUUGAUUCCUGAGUAUGCAAAGAAACGACUGCUGCCACUAAGCGGGAAAGCACUUGCUGCUCUUCAAGAGAUUAACCAGGGCCACCCCCCAGUAUGUGCUUUACUUUCUGGCUGUACUGCGACAAAUACAGAUACAUUUACUGGGUCCGCAGUGCGACAAUUUUACGCCGGCGCUGGAAGUUUGUGGAGGGAAUGGGAAUGGAUCAGAACCCUUCAGCUCAGGAAGUCACUUUCAGAGCUCUGUGUCGAUAUGUUUUUCUCAACACUAGUAAGGGACAAAUGGUUGCGUUCAGAGCGUUUGACAAGUAUCUACGUCGCAAGUACCCAACGACAUUCAGUUGCAAGCUAAGCUUCCAGCAAUUACGCCAGGGUAUGGUUGCAAUAUCAAGAACGUACGUGAACAAGAAUGUGACCACGGACCUGUACGAAUCGAUGGUACAAGAGAUUAUGUUUGGCCAUGCAGCAAAGACAAGUCUUCAGAACUAUGGAGUGGAUAGUUUUUCGUUGAGGUCUGUGAGCGGAACAACCGCAACCUACCUCCAAAGCCGCGCGUCCACCGAGUGGCUGGAAUGGAUAGGGUUUGAGCGGAUAACGAAAGUAGAAAAACCAAACAAAAAUGCUAGAUGGGGUGCCUCGUUCGGUUCCCAUUAGAUGUCCUGACGACCUGAACACAGCCGGAAAAGAAGUGUAUGGAGACGAUUUCCAGUUUCGUAAAGGACAGUUUUCCGUGUGCGUAGAGAUGUACUUGUCAAACGUGCCCUCGCUCGCCAUAAUUGCCCCACCUGGGUACGGUAAGACGGUACUAUAUCGAGUUCCCAUGAAGGCGCUGCAAGCGAAGCCUGAUGUAAAGUACGUUUCCUUUGUGUGUGUUCCAUACACUGUGUUGGAAGCGGGAACACUAACGCGGAUGAGAAACGGGGGACUGCUAGCCAACAGUAUCAAGUUCUUUCUUGAGCGGGGGUCAUGACGGUAUUUCUGACGUAUACAUAGGAACAUACAACGACGUUGCGAGCAAUGAGUUUGCUUUACAGAUUCAGGGGUGGGAGUCCAUCUAUGGAUCGAGCCCAGCAAGCGUCUACUCCACGCCUGGGGUAUCUUGUGAUUGACGAGUAUCACAACAUCGAGACCGAGGAGUAUAGACGAGAGACGUUUGAGCCCAUGAAAAAUGUAAACUUUAACAAGUUUGAAAAGGUGGUCUUUCUCAGCGCCACUGCGACAGAAUGGGAUAAUAGUAGGGCUGCGAUGUGCCGGUUGGGAUUCCCGGGGGUGCUUGAGGAUGGAGAGCACUUGGUUGCGGAGUGUGGCGAAGGUACGGCGUUGAUGAUGGAUUUCAAGACGAAGGUUAUCGACUUGGUGGACAAACCGCCGCUCGGCCAUAUCUAUAAGGAUAUAGUAACUUCCAAGAACUCGCCCAAGGAAGCCUUGGAACUACUAAAGAGUCUAUUUGCCCUUGAGCCGCAUGCCAAGGCUAUUGUAGCAGUGGGCCGCAGGGCCCUGGUGGAGGAGCUUGCAAUUGAGUGGAACAGACAUUUCAACAUUCUUUGGAUCCACGGAGACUUGUCAUCGGAGGAAAAGACACGGCGAACACAAAGGUUUAUCAACGACGGGGGUAUGCGUGUACUCAUUGGAACAAAGCUUGUGUCCGAGGGAAUCACUUUCAAGGAACUGUGAAUGGUUUUAAUCACAGAUCAUUUCCUUAAGUUAGACGAGCUCAACCAGUGCGCGGACGUCCCAAUGGGUUCUGUUCACUGGUUUUGAAUAGUGACG